Messenger RNA from Rhineura floridana, 4923 nucleotides. RefSeq names its product trophoblast glycoprotein-like. Lineage: Eukaryota; Metazoa; Chordata; Lepidosauria; Squamata; Rhineuridae. Gene Ontology annotation, molecular function: protein binding. The record is from RefSeq and is a predicted model, not a curated record. Gene Ontology annotation, cellular component: plasma membrane. Gene Ontology annotation, biological process: negative regulation of canonical Wnt signaling pathway. The transcript is spliced from 3 exons. The coding region runs from base 169 to 1284 and encodes 371 amino acids.
GUAUGCUCGCUGGGAGAGCGGAGAGGAGGCGGAGUGCAGUUAGCUCCCGAAGUAGUUGGUAGCGGCUUGUUCGUUUGGGAAAAGCCCCAGAGCCAGACGGAAGCCCCCGGUUUGCAAAGCGAGGAGAGAGAGAAGCCAGGAUCGUUCGCAAUCGGAGGUGUGUUGGAGAUGACCCCUCGGGCCCCUCUCGGUGCCAUUCUGGGCUCCUGGGGGCUCUUCUUCCUCUUUGUUGCCCCCCUCUCCUGCCACCUGUGCCCAAGCCCUUGUGAGUGCUCGGAACCAGCCCGCACCGUCAAGUGUGUCCAGAAGGAGCUGACUUCCAUCCCAGCUGGCAUUCCUGGGUAUACCCGCAACCUCUUCAUAACUGGCAACCGGAUCGCCUGCAUCGGCAGCCAGGACCUCCAAGGGCUCCCCAAUCUGGUCACACUCUCACUGGCCAACAACAGGAUUAACACCAUCGAGUCCCAGGCCUUCUCUACUCUCCAGAACCUGCGUUACUUGGACCUGAGUCAUAAUCUUUUGGCCACCAUCCAUUCCAAUGCUUUCAAUGCUAGGAACAACUCCAUCUGGGAGCUGAACCUAAGUCACUCACUGUACAACUCCUCUGCCAUCCGCCCUGUGGCGGCUGCCUUGGCCCAAGGGGGCUUCCAGAAGCUCUCCAGGUUGGAGCUCCCCAGCAAUGAGAUUGUCUACUUGCCCCGGGGCAUGCUCUCCAGCCUCUCUAAGCUUGAGCAUUUAGACUUGAGGAAUAACUCCUUAGUGGACAUCAAGAACUCCACCUUUGCUGGCCUUGACCUUAAGUACCUUGAUUUGACCUUGAAUGCCUUCAAGACCCUGAGGAGUGAAGCGUUGUCUGUCCUCGGGAGGCAGCCGCACCUCCGCCUCUUCCUGAAGGACAAUCCCUUUGUAUGCAACUGUGACAUUGAAGACUUGGUGAGCUGGCUGAACCGGAGCCAGCGGGUGGUGGAUGUGGAGAAGCUUGCUUGUGUCUUCCCUCAGGAACUGAAGAAUACUUCCCUCGUGGUACUGGCCAAGGUGGACCUGGAGUGCCCCUCUAGCCAGCUUGGCGAAAAUGUUCUCCAGACCUCUUACGCUGCCUUAGGUGUGGUCCUAGGAAUCAUUGGUGUCAUCUUCCUGUUUGUGCUUUAUCUGAAUCGUAAGGGCAUCAAGACGUGGAUGAACAGCAUGAGGGAUACCUGCCAGAGUCUGAUGGAGGAGUAUCAGUAUCGCUAUGAAAUAGACUCUGAUCACCAUAUCACGCAGGUCUCGGCACUGGACGUAUAAUGCCAUUGAUCUCUUUUGAAGGCUUCCCAAGGUUUCUUUGCUAUUUCUGUCAGGGACUCUAAGCUGGUAUCAUCCAUCUUCUUUUGGGAGAUGCCAUUUGGAGAUGCCUUCUCCGCCGUUUUAAAAACCAAGCCCGUUAAGAGUGGAGUACUGAAAAACGAAGACAACUAAGAAGGAUGGACUUAUGCAACAAACUCUGGGUGUGAUCUCAAGGAACCUUCUUUUAUAUUCAUAUAAACAUUCUGUAAGAGGUUUGACUAAUUUGAAACUCAACUGGAAAAGUAUUUUGCAGUUCUAAGAGCCAGCUCUGCAAAGGCUGAAAAAAACCUCUACAAUUUGGAUGUGUGUGUUUAGGUUCCUAGAAGGCCAGGAGUCUGGAGUUUUGUCCUGUCUAGUCUUAAAAAUGUGGGCGUCUACUUUGUCCUGUUUCAACUGGACCAAUGAUCUGUGUUGCUCAUUUAGCAAUUGGUCCCUGGAAUGGUGUGGCGCUUAUGUCGGGGAAAUAAUGUUGCUCUUCUUAUAGGACCUCUCUAGGUGACUGAACCGCUUCAGAAUACAAGUGGGGGUACACCAUGAUGGAAUGUUAACUCUAGGCCCAAACUCCCCUGCAUAUUGAGAAUAAGCAUGUUUGAAGGAAAACUAGUUUAGAAUCAUAGUGCUGGAAAGGACCUUCGAGGCCAUUUUGCUCAAUGCAAGACGCAGCUGGAGCAUCCCUGACAGAUGGUUGCUCAACCUCUGCUUAAAUACCUUGACUGAAGGAGAGCCCAUCACUGCCUAAGAAAAAUCUGUUCUAUUGCUAAACAGCUCUUCCUGUUAGGAAGUUUCACAUACAUGUUUUGCUGAAAUCUGCUUCCUUGCCAUUUUCACCCAUUGUUUCUACCUGGCGAGCUAGUUUUCUACAUGCAGUGAAUUUUUGACAGCAUUAAAUCUUGCCCUUCUCCUCUGGCCCUCCACUUUCAUUCUCAAAUGAUACAGUUACAGGAGGACUCUUCCGCAUUAUUCUUCGGAGCCUAUAGAUCAGCCUGUGACAAAUUCUCAAGCUUUUAUUCAAAGUGCACUGGUUAAUGUGGGGGUAGCCAAUGUGGUGCCCUCCAGAUGUUGUUGGAUCACAGCGUCCAUCAUUCCUGACUACUGGCCCUGCUUACUGGGGCCGAUGGGAUAUUUAGUCCCACCCUAUCUAGUGGGCACCAUGUUGGUUACCUCUGGAUUAACUGAUCAGUAUACAGUAGGGCCCCGCUUCCCGGUGCUUCGCUUCCUGGCAUUUUUGCGGCAUUUUUGCGCGAUGUGCCCCAUUUAAUCCAUGGGGUUCCGCUUUACGGCGAUUUCUGCUUUACAGCGGGGGUCUGGAACGGAACCUGCCGUAUAACCGGGGCCCGCCUGUAAAUGAGUUAUUAGGUCCUUCCUUGAUAACCAGGAAAUGGUGGGUCUGUUGCUGUCCUUUGUGGUGUCAGCAGUGUGCUCAUCAGAAAUAAAGAGGGGUUGUAAACUGGGUAGCACUGGCAAACUCCACAACAAUGCUGUGUAGGCGGAAGUAUUUCAUUUCCUGCACUGGCCCAUGUAGAUGGGGAUGGAUGUCCCUGGAAGUCAUCUAGUCCAACCAUCUGCUCAAUGUGCACAGUCCCCAGUACAGACUGCAUCCAUAGCCUCUCUGACGGCUGACCAUCCAGCAAAGGAGAGCUCUCUCUCUAUAUUCCACUGGUUGAACAGCACUUGCUGUCAAGAAGUUCCUCCAAAACCCGUUUCCCUGCAAUUUCUACCUGUUGCCUCUAGUCCUGCCCUCGAGAGCAGCCUUCCCUGAACCUGUUAGGUCCAGCUAUUUUGGACUCCACCUCCCAUCAGCCUCAGGCAGUGCAGCUGGGUUGGGGAAGUCUGCUCUAGAGCAAUGGCAGACAAGUUUGCUCCAUCUUCUGCAUGUGAGCCCUUCAGGCAUUUGCAUGGGAAAUUCCUGAAUGAGGGUGUUGAUCAGCCUCCUGUCCUGGGCCAGAGAUGUUCAACUUCUUCGUUGGCAGAGGCUGGAUCUUUGCCAAAAUGCUUUGGAGCUGAUUCUUGUGCCUGCUGGCUGCCUGCACCGUUGGAAUGCCCUCUUACUGUCUUACGAGGGAGAUGCUCUGGAGAUCUCGUGCCGUUUCCUGCAGGGUGCCUUUCCAGCUCAGAGAUACCACCUGCCACAUUGCAAAGCACAGUGCAAGGUGCUACUUCUGACAUGGCAGGUGCCACCACUGCCUGAGAGAAGACAGCCCGCCCCCAAAGGCCUCUUCGGUACCGCCUUCCACAUUUCAUGCCAGAAGCGUCAGCAGGCCAGUCCUGUUCCAUGAGCAAAGAAGCAGUGUCUGCCAACUACUAAUGAAAUAAAUAAAUCCGGAAGUUGGGGGCUGGAUAUGGCUCACACUCUGCUAGUUGGCUGUCCGUAUUGCAGGACACCUUUCCAUGCUGCUGAUCCCUCCUGUUGCAGUGGCCUCUUGGGUUGCUGAUGUUGCUUGAUCAGCACAUGUUACUCCAUGCAGCACCACCAGCCAGGUGACUGUUUUGUGUCUAGAGCAGGAGUGGGAAACCUCAGGGUUUUUUUUGGAGGGGGGGAAAUCCAGCCCUCCAGGCCUCUGUUUUAGCCUCGGGAUUCUUCCCUGGGCCACACCCCCUCUCCUUAGGCCAUACCCCUCACCAGCUCCAGUUCAUACCCUCCAUGAGUGUUUUAGCCUGGCUGAAAGGUGUCCAUGAACUCUGAUAAUGCCUCUUGGGUGCCUGGAUGGAGGAUAGAGAGGAAUAUGUGCGUGUGUGUAGAAACUAACCAACUGUACAAAAGUGAAAUUUACAUUUGCUGCUCUGCCCACUUUUGUCUCUGGCCUCGCCCACUACUGGUAUCUGGCCCCUGGAAAGCUGCUCAGAAGGGAAUGAGGCCCUUGGUCUGGAAAAAAAAAUUCCUGCACCCUUGGACUAGAAGCUUUGCGUUGUAUCCAACUAAGUCCUACUCAGAGUAGACCCGUUGAAGUGAAUGAAUGUAAGUUAGAUAUGUGUAUUAACUUCAAUGGGUCUUCUCUGCAUAGGUGUAACAUUAGAUACCACCCUUUUAAUGCACCAUGGUUCCAACCUGAUGUCAACAACUUUAAAAGACUAGUGAACUCACAACUUUGAUUGAUGGAAGGUUGAUCCAAGGGGGAGCCUUCUCCAUGAGAGAUGGUGCAAGGAAAACCUUUGCCAUCCCGUAGCUCAGAUCACCCUCUGUUGGAUUUUGAGGUUUACUGUCCUUAAGUAGCUUUGAGGACUGUGAGCUGAAAGACUGCGAUAUGAACACAUCCCAAGCUCUUCCUUCUCAUGCAAGAGGGAUGAAGGGAUAAAUGUCUGUAUGUGCAAGUGCCUCUUGGGUGUGGUUAAGACUGCACUCCUACACACUUAUCUGGGAGUAAGUCCCAUUGAAUUCAGUGGGACUUACUUUUUGAAUAGACAUGUCUAGGAUUGCAUUGCAAGAGACUUUUAAGAUGUUUGAAGACUGAAACUGGGGGGGGUGUUUGCUGUUUAUCUUGUUUCAGAAUGCUCAUUUGUGCCUAGUGAAUAAAUUAGUUAAGGAGAUGAAGUCAGGGCUUUGCCGAAUGCAUCCACUGAGAAACAACUCUGAUGUCAAUAAAGCAAGCAAAUAUGGUAAAA